Molecule: messenger RNA, 1497 nt
Organism: Lachancea sp. 'fantastica'
Lineage: Eukaryota; Fungi; Ascomycota; Saccharomycetes; Saccharomycetales; Saccharomycetaceae
Source: the annotation of a GenBank genome assembly
AUGUCGACUAAAGUGAAGGCCGACUUCGUCAAAUUGACCACACCUAACGGUUUUACAUACCAACAACCUACAGGACUAUUCAUCAACAAUGAGUUUAUCAAAUCGGAAAACGGAGAAACGAUCUCUGUCGAAGACCCUGCAACCGGCAAAAAACUCGUUGACGUACAAUCAGGCACCAAGGAAGACACCAACUACGCCGUGGACUGCGCAGACAAAGCUUUCAAGUCUUCGUGGUCUACGCAAGAUCCCAAGGAAAGAGCUCGUGUCAUGUUCAAGCUGGCCGAUCUCAUGGAGCAGAAAAAAGACCUCAUUGCUUCGAUCGAGUCCAUGGACAACGGUAAGGCCCUCAGACUGGCCAAGGGAGACGUGCAGAUCUCGAUCGACUUCAUUCGCUCCUCUGCCGGCUUGGCAGACAAGUUGGAUGGCAGAAGCAUAAACACAGGCGACGGCUACGUCAACUACACAAUCAGAGAGCCUGUCGGUGUUUGUGGCCAGAUUAUCCCAUGGAACUUCCCACUAAUGAUGUUGUCUUGGAAAAUCGCUCCUGCUUUGGCUGCUGGUAACACCCUUGUCAUGAAGCCCGCCUCCCCAACACCUUUGAACGCCCUGUUUUUCGCUUCUCUUUGCAAAGAAGCCGGUAUCCCUGCCGGUGUGGUGAACAUCAUUCCUGGACCGGGUAGAGGUGUCGGUGAAACUUUGACCACUCACCCUAAGAUCAGAAAGAUUGCUUUCACAGGAUCCACCGGUACUGGUAAAGGUAUUGCCGUCAAAGCCGCAGAGUCCAACUUGAAGAAGGUCACUUUGGAAUUGGGAGGCAAAUCAGCUCACUUGGUUUUUGAUGACGCUGACUUGGACAAGACCUUGCCAAACUUGGUAAACGGUAUUUUCUUGAACGCUGGUCAAAUUUGCUCGUCGGGUUCCAGAAUCUACGUUCAAGAAGGCAUUUACGACAGACUACUUCCAGCUUUCAAGAAAUACGUUGAAGAAAACGUCACAGUUGGUUCUCCUUUCGACGAAUCAAAGUUCCAAGGUGCCAUCAACAAUAAGAUGCAGUUCGACACCAUCAUGAAGUACAUCGCAAUCGGCAAAGAAGAAGGUGCUAAGGUCCUAACCGGUGGCGAAAGCGUUGGCCAAGACGGUUACUUCGUCAAGCCAACCAUCUUUUACGAUGUUAAUGAAGACAUGAGAGUUGUCAAGGAAGAGAUUUUUGGCCCUGUGGUUACCAUAUCCAAAUUCAAGACCAUUGAAGAUGGUGUGGCCAUGGCUAAUGACUCUGAAUUUGGUCUAGGAUCAGGUAUCCAGACCCAAAACGUUACCACAGCUUUGAAGGUCUCCAAGAUGUUGAAGGCCGGAACUGUGUGGAUCAACACCUACAACGACUUCCACUCUGCAGUCCCAUUCGGUGGUGUGAAGCAAUCGGGUUACGGCAGGGAAAUGGGUGUUGAAGCCUUUGAAGCAUACACAUCGGUCAAAGCCGUCAGAAUAAAGCUCGAGUGA